Messenger RNA from Prunus armeniaca (apricot), 357 nucleotides. NCBI's taxonomy places the organism in Eukaryota, Viridiplantae, Streptophyta, Magnoliopsida, Rosales, Rosaceae. The record is from the annotation of a GenBank genome assembly.
AUGAUCCUCCAUAAGGUAGACGACGCGCUGAUGUGCAAGGUAUUUGUAAUGACCUUGCGAGGAGCAGCCCAAGAUUGGUUCCACACCCUACGAUCCGGGUCGAUCAGUAGCUUUAAGGAGCUGGCUUACGUCUUCACCAAAGAAUACACCUCUUACCGAACAAUCAAGAAGAACCCUGACCACCUGUAUAACCUGCGUAAGAAGUCUGUCGAAUCCAUUCGAGAUUACAUCAAGAGAUUCAAAGCAGAAAAGGCCAACAUUGUAGGAUACGACGACCAAAUCGCGUCAUCUGCUUUCAAGAAAGGCCUUCUAGCUGAACACGACUUGUAUCGCGAGCUAACUAUCACUCCCAACUAG